Messenger RNA from Fusarium fujikuroi IMI 58289, 4248 nucleotides. RefSeq names its product probable ABC1 transport protein. Lineage: Eukaryota; Fungi; Ascomycota; Sordariomycetes; Hypocreales; Nectriaceae. Gene Ontology annotation, cellular component: membrane. Gene Ontology annotation, biological process: transmembrane transport. The record is from RefSeq and is a predicted model, not a curated record. Gene Ontology annotation, molecular function: ATP binding; ABC-type transporter activity; ATP hydrolysis activity. The transcript has 11 exons. Bases 1 to 4248 code for a protein of 1415 amino acids.
AUGCAUGAGCACACGCCCCCCUCAACUCCCCAAGACACAGAGGCCGACACAGCCGUCGAAGAAAUUACCGAGCCAGUCCUCCAACUGGCCCGUACCUUCUCUCUAACUCGUACAUUCUCCGCGCUCUCAACCAACAUCAACCCGUUCCUCGCCCAAGACUCCCGCCUUGACCCCAAGUCCCCAGAGUUCCAACCUGAAUCAUGGGUCAAGGCCUUGCUUCACGCCUUUUCCAAAGACCCGAGUAAGCAUCCGCGGUAUACAGCGGGUGUAUCCUGGCGCAAUCUUAGUGUGCAUGGAUUCAGCGAUCCGACUGAGUUUCAGAAAGAUGUCUUCAAUAUUAUUUGGAGAAGUCCCCUUGCUGCGCUUGAUUGGUUUGCGAAGAGGAAGCAGAAGGUCAAGAUUAUCUCGGAUUUUGAUGGGCUUGUUAAGAGUGGAGAGUUGCUUCUUGUUCUGGGUCGUCCGGGGAGUGGCGUUUCUACACUUCUCAAGACAAUCGCUGGACAUACUCACGGGCUACAUCUCGACGACGCAUCCGAGUUCAACUACCAAGGUAUCCCUUGGGGUCUAAUGCACCGCAACUUCAGAGGAGAAGUAAUCUACCAAGCCGAAACAGACAUCCACUUCCCCCAACUGACCGUCGGCGAUACCCUCCUCUUCGCAGCCCUCGCCCGCACGCCCCAACAUAUCGUCGCCAACAUAUCCCGCCACGUCUACGCUGAACACAUGAGAGACGCUGUGAUGGCCAUGUUCGGUAUCUCCAACACCCUCAACACCAAAGUAGGAGAUGAUUUUGUUAGAGGUGUUAGUGGCGGUGAGAGAAAGAGGGUUAGUAUUGCAGAGGCGAUUCUGAACCAGAGCGCCAUUCAAUGUUGGGAUAAUAGCACGAGGGGGCUGGAUAGUGCCACGGCGUUGGAGUUUGAGUUCGAUAAAGUCCUCCUCCUGUACGAAGGCCGCCAGAUCUUCUUCGGCCCGACAAGCGAAGCGACACGAUACUUUACCACGAUGGGCUUCGAAUGCCCUCCGCGCCAAACAACCGCCGACUUCCUAACAUCCCUCACAAGCCCCGAUGAACGGAUCGUGAGACCUGGCUUUGAGAAUAAAGUACCUCGCAGUCCUGAUGAAUUCGCAGACGAGUGGAGAAUGAGCCAACACAGGGCUUGGCUUCUCAGCGAUAUCGCUGCAUUUGAGAUCCAGUAUCCUCUCGACGGUAAACAAGUUGAGACGCUCAAGGGUAUUAGGAGGGCCCAGAAGGCUAAAUUUACAUCUGACAAAAGCCCCUUUACCAUCUCGAUCCCGAUGCAGAUCCAGCUGUGUAUUGGUCGAGGUGUCAAGAGACUUCUCGGUGAUAAGACCUUUUUCGUUGUUACUAUUGCAGUCAAUUUUGUCAUGUCGCUUGUUCUUGGCAGUGUUUACUUCAACCUACCUAGCACGGCCGAGGCUAUGAACCAACGGGCCUCGGUAAUCUUCUUCGCUAUAUUGUUCAACGGCCUGAGCAGUGCUCUGGAAAUCCUUGCUCUCUAUGUCCAGCGCCCGAUCGUCGAGAAACACGCAAGAUACGCUUUAUACCGCCCUCUUUCCGAGUCCGUCUCUUCCAUCAUCUGCGAUCUACCAUCCAAGAUCAUUUCAACCCUCGCCUUUAAUAUUCCGUUAUACUUUAUGGUGCACCUCCGUCGCGAUGCCUCAGCCUUCUUUAUCUUUCUACUCUUCGGCUUCACCACUACGAUGACAAUGUCCAUGAUCCUUCGCACCAUCGCCCAGUCGUCCAAGACAGUCCAUCAAGCCCUCGUCCCCGCUGCCAUCUUUAUCAUCGGCUUGGUCAUCUACGCUGGAUUCGUCCUCCCGAUUCGAAGUAUGAAGGGUUGGCUGAGAUGGAUUAACUAUGUCAACCCAAUCGCUUACGCCUACGAAUCUCUCGUCGCGAAUGAGUUCUCGGGUAGGUCUUUUAGAUGUCAGACAAUGAUACCUUCUGGUCCGGGGUACGAGAGCAUCGAGCCGAUGCAACGAACAUGUUCUGUUGCUGGUGCCCUGCCAGGUCGAGAUUUUAUCGACGGUGACUUCUUUAUUGGGACUGUUUACAAGUACCAGUACUCGCAUCUUUGGAGGAACUACGGAAUCCUAAUCGCUUUCAUCAUCUUCUUCACCUUCACCUAUCUCUUUGCAGCGGAGUACUUCUCGUCAGAAGCUUCGAAAGGUGAGAUCCUGGUAUUCCGCAAGGGGCAGAAGCCUCAGCGCAAAGAGGCAUCAGAUGAAGAAGCCGUCAGUUCAGAUUUACAGCCUCCGCGAGCGUCGAGCGACGACACGGUCCACCCACCGACUGAGAAACCAUCAAGUUCUUCUACCUUUUGCUGGAGGAAUGUCUGCUAUGAUGUUAAGGUCAAGGGGGAGACGCGCCGCAUUCUCUCGGACGUUAAUGGUUGGGUUCAGCCAGGAAAGCUGACUGCCUUAAUGGGUGCUACCGGGGCGGGCAAGACCACGCUUCUCGAUGUAUUAGCUGAUCGCGUCACCAUGGGUGUCAUCACGGGCGACAUUCUUGUGAAUGGAUUACCGCGCGGCAAGUCAUUCCAGAGAACCACGGGAUACGUGCAGCAGCAAGAUAUCCACCUCGAGACAUCUACCGUUCGGGAGGCCCUCCGUUUCAGUGCAGUUCUCAGACAGCCGACUGCUAUUUCCAUGCAGGACAAGAUUGACUAUGUUGAAGAGGUGAUCAACUUAUUGGAGAUGGGUCCUUAUGCAGAUGCUGUCAUAGGAGUCCCCGGUAAAGGCCUCAAUGUAGAGCAAAGGAAGCGCCUUUCCAUUGGUGUCGAGCUAGUCGCCAAACCCGAAGCCCUCAUCUUUCUUGACGAACCUACCUCUGGCCUCGACAGUCAAACAGCAUGGGCAAUCGUAUCCCUUCUCAAGAAGCUUGCGGACCACGGGUUAGCUAUUCUGUGCACCAUUCACCAACCAUCUGGCAUUAUCUUUCAGCAAUUUGACCGACUCUUACUUCUGGCAAAGGGUGGUAGGACUGUUUAUUUUGGCGAUAUUGGCGAGAAUGCCACUGCCUUGACGGGGUAUUUUGAGAGACAUGAUGCUAUUCGUUGCCGACCGGAAGAGAAUCCCGCUGAGUGGAUGCUCCACGUUAUCGGUGCUGCACCGGGUGCUCAUACAGACCGUGACUGGGUCGAGACCUGGAAAGCGAGUUCUGAGUUCCACGGUUUGCAGAAGGAGCUUGACAACCUGACUCAAUCGAGACAUGUUUCUAGCGAAGCAAACACAGAGGAUACCUCUUACGCUGCUUCGGUCUCACAGCAGUUCUUGGCUUGCACUCAGCGCGUUGCCCAGCAAUACUGGCGAACGCCGACCUACAUCUACUCAAAACUUCUUUUCAUUGGCCUCUCGUUCCAGAAUUCGCCGCUGUCUCUCCAAGGUCUUCAGAACCAGCUCUUCUCGAUCUUCAUGCUUCUCGUAAUCUUCGCAUUCCUAACCUACCAAACCAUGCCCGGGUUCGUCACCCAACGCACGCUGUACGAAGGACGUGAAAGGUCUUCCAAAACUUAUGCUUGGUAUAACCUUAUUCUCGCCAACACAGUCAUCGAGAUGGCUUGGAAUUCUGUGGCAUCUUUGGCAGUCUACUUGCCGUUCUACUUUCUCGUUGGUAUGUAUGACAAUGGUCGCAUUACUGAUACGCAGCAUGAGCGAGGGGCGUUCAUGUUUGUGUUGACGUGGGCGUUUAUGUUGUACGAGGGGACUUUCUCGCAUAUGUGUGUCGCUGGCGCACCAACUGCUGAGGUUGGAGCGACGCUUGGUUUGUUCCUGUUCAUGAUGUCUCUUGUGUUCUGCGGUGUUCUCGUCCCAUAUUCUGGCCUCCCUGGAUUCUGGACCUUCAUGUACCGCGUCUCUCCCCUGACAUACCUGAUCGGUGCCAUGAUCUCGAAUGGUGUCGGUAAACAAGAGGUCACCUGCUCAAAAAUUGAGUUUCUGCAGUUCCAAACUCCGGCAAACCUUACUUGUGGCGAAUAUGUCGGACAGUUCGUCCAAGCGGUAGGCGGUGCGCUAUCGAACCCGGGAUCGAACCAGACUUGCCUUUACUGUCCGAUUGCGUCAACUGAUACAUACCUUGGGACUCUGAGUAUUCGCUACAGUGAAAGAUGGAGAAACUUUGGUCUGCUGUGGGCCUUUAUCCUGUUCGAUGUCGUUGCAGCGUUAGUAGCAUAUUGGUUGAUCAGGGUUCCCAAGAAGGGAAAUGGAUUGUUGUUUUGGAAGAAGUAG